AUGUUUGUUCCACAAUCUGUAGGCGCGCAGUACGCACUUGUGCGGAAUGACUCGCUAGGUCAAGCUUCUGACAUUGCUUGGUACCAAUGGACCAUGAGAUUGGCUCUUCGCUCUCCCAAUGACCUUAUCGCAGUCCAAGGGGUACUUGCGCUGGGUCUUUUCCACGACGACCGGGAUCGUGCAACCGAAGAGUCUGCUCUAUGA
Parastagonospora nodorum SN15 is the source of this 204-nucleotide messenger RNA. RefSeq lists its product as hypothetical. The record is from RefSeq and is a predicted model, not a curated record. Bases 1 to 204 code for a protein of 67 amino acids. NCBI's taxonomy places the organism in Eukaryota, Fungi, Ascomycota, Dothideomycetes, Pleosporales, Phaeosphaeriaceae. The transcript is spliced from 2 exons.